CGCAUGCGCUUAACACGCAAGCAUAUAUAGAAGAGGAGUCAGUUCUGUAAAUACAAAUACCGGCUUUUUUGGUAUUGUUGUUGUUCUAGAUAUAGCUGGAAUCAACUACUCUUUUCUAGCCAAGUGUUUACUCACAUCCUUUGAAGACAUGGCAUUUGGGCGCUUCAGUUUGUCUGUUGCUUAUUUAAUCCUUUGCAGUGUUCUUUCCAUCAUUUUAUGUACAGAAAAACUAAACGACAGGCCCAUCAUAGGAAUUCUGGCACAAGAAUCGCACCUUCAAGGUCUCGAGUCACUUGGGAAGUCUUACAUUGCUGCUUCAUACGUGAAGUAUGUGGAAGCCGCUGGUGCUCGAGUGGUACCUGUAAGGAUUGGUCUUCCAGAAGAGGAAUAUAAGAAGCUUUUCAAUUCCGUUAAUGGGAUACUCAUUCCUGGAGGAGGUGUUGAUCUUCAGACAUCAGAAUAUGCCAGAUUGGCUCGGAUAUUUUAUAGUCUUGCACUAAAGGCCAAUGAUGAUGCAGAUUAUUUUCCAUUAUGGGGAACAUGCCUGGGAUUUGAAGAACUUGUCUACCUUACCAGUGGAGAAAACCUCCUCACGGCAACUAGAACAGAAAAUGUUGCUCUCCCAUUAAACUUUACUUCAGCUGCUGAACAGAGCAGGAUGUUUAAGAAUUUCCCAAAAGACUUGAUGGAAGCACUUGCUUCUCAGCCUUUAACAGCUAACUUCCACCAGUGGAGCAUUUCAAUAAAGAACUUCUCACUCAGUGAUAAACUGCAUAGUUUCUACAACGUGUUGUCAACAAACAUGGAUGGAGACUUGGAAUUUAUUUCUUCAAUGGAAGCAUACAAAUAUCCUAUUUAUGCAGUCCAGUGGCAUCCAGAGAAGAAUCCCUUUGAAUGGAAGGAUGAUAAAAAAGGCAUACCUCAUUCGCCAGUGGCCAUAAAAGCAGCAUUUUAUAUGGCAGAUUUCUUUGUUAAUGAAGCUCGCAAAAAUUUUCACUGUUUUUCCAGUAAAGUGGAUGAAGCCAAAGCACUAAUUUAUAACUAUAACCCAGUUUACACAGGCAGUAUCUCUGGAUUUGAACAAACAUACAUCUUUGGUUAGAAUAUCCAUUACAGAACAACUUCAGAAGACUGCUGGAUUGAAACAGUUGAUUGAAUAUAUUUCCAUGAUGAAUGAAACAAAACAGUUUUGUCUUAUUUUCAUCAAAAUAAAAUUCUGAACAGUUUUGUUUUAAAUCA
Molecule: messenger RNA, 1239 nt
Organism: Protopterus annectens (West African lungfish)
Lineage: Eukaryota; Metazoa; Chordata; Ceratodontiformes; Protopteridae
Gene: GGH
Product: gamma-glutamyl hydrolase
Exons: 9
Coding region: 149-1102 (317 amino acids)
Biological process (GO): tetrahydrofolylpolyglutamate metabolic process
Cellular component (GO): vacuole
Molecular function (GO): gamma-glutamyl-peptidase activity
Source: RefSeq, a predicted model, not a curated record